Messenger RNA from Plasmodium vivax (malaria parasite P. vivax), 1284 nucleotides. Its product is annotated as variable surface protein Vir18-related. The record is from RefSeq and is a predicted model, not a curated record. The coding region runs from base 1 to 1284 and encodes 427 amino acids. The transcript has a single exon. NCBI's taxonomy places the organism in Eukaryota, Apicomplexa, Aconoidasida, Haemosporida, Plasmodiidae.
AUGUCGAGGUGGACUGGAACAUCUAGGAUUAACAGUGAUCUUAUCAAAAGAUACAUAGAGCUUCAAUGCUUAAGUGACUAUUCAAGAUAUCAAAAAGAAUUUGUAAGGCAAAUUCGUGCAUUAGGUAAACGUAGACAUAUAGAAUUCUGCAAUAGGUGUGAUAAAAUAAAAAAAAAAAUAAAUGAAAAAGAUGAAGAAUUAAAUCGUUGUUACGUUAAUAACAUAAUAAAUGUUAAAUUAUAUCAAAAUGCCAAUAUAAAGGGUUUUAUAGAGGAAUGUCCCGAAAUUCCUAAAUGCUAUAUAAAACACAAUCCUUCUCUCAAGAAAGCAUCCGUAUUAAAAAGUGGAACAAAAGAAACUUGUGGAAGAAGUGAUUGUAAAAAUGAAAGAGCUCAAACAAUGAAUGGUAAAUCCCAGUUGGGAGUGGACGCAAGAACACCUAAAUCGGAAAGUUCGCAAAGAGAAGGUAUUGUAAAACAAAGUUCAAGCCAUUCUCAUGGAGAAGUAACAGAACAAAAAAAAGAAAGUCCACAGGGUCAAGGUGGUAUUAAACCUCCCGAUAAUUUGGACAUGACCCAAGUAAAGGAAUCUAAACAAAUAGAUAAUGACCAUUCUAGCACAAAUGUAGAAGAAAAACAGUUAUCCCAACCUGUAUCGGCAUCCGAUACUCUCUCAAGCAGUGAAUUAGGUACUCAAGGAAGUCAACUUCCCGCACGAAGUACUUCUUCUGGGGAAUCCAAUUCAGAUAAUAAUAACCCUCACAGGCAAGUUGUUGCGAGUAAAAUCGAUAAAGAUCAAAUAGCAGGUGAUAGAGGUGGUGUCACUGAAAUUUCUGGUAGGACAUCUGCUGGUGCAGUUCCCACUGUUCCUCAUACUGCUCCUAGCACAGCUGAUGAUAAAGUUGCUGUUCAUGUAGAUAAAGAUGGAGAAUCUCCUGCUGGUAAAGAUAUUGUUGCCGAAGAACCAGUUAGUACUGUCACUGUGGAUGGAGAUUCUGUAAAUUUACCUUCUAGUGAUGUUCCUUCUCAUGAUAGAUCUAUUGGUCGUAUAUGUACUGCUGCAGAACCUAAUUGCGAUGAAGCACGUGGUGAAGUUUCUCAAUCUGAUAAACAUAGAGGCGUUAUGUCUGAUAAUGGUAGGUCUACAUUUCCUGCAGAAAAUUUUAGUGAAUUGCAUUAUAAAUUUCCCUUGACAAUAAAGUGCCUAAUGUUGUUAGUGGACACUUUGACAGUGUUAAUUAUGCAUAAUACUAUUUUUAAUUGUAAAAUGACGUAUGAGUUAUAA